Molecule: messenger RNA, 879 nt
Organism: Miscanthus lutarioriparius
Lineage: Eukaryota; Viridiplantae; Streptophyta; Magnoliopsida; Poales; Poaceae
Source: the annotation of a GenBank genome assembly
AUGAUGCAUUAUAUCAUCAUGCCAUAUGGCCAUUUCGAGGAUGGGGAUCAAAUUUCAUCUGGCAGACUCAUCACCCUUCUUCCAAGGGACAUCUUUAUGCCAGUGGCUAUGGCCUAUUUGGUUUCCACCUUGGGAAACGCGCCAGGGUGUAAGUGUGCAACCUUCGGAAAACGAGAUGAAAUCAAGCUCCGUCCAAACUCACAUGGUCGACGACGACUCGUCUACCCACGACAUGAAGCUGCUGAUGCCACACUUCCACAUGGCGCCAGCGGUAGCACCAAGGCACCUGCCCCGUUGGUCGACAAAACCCUGUGCUGCGCCUGCGACAUCAUCAAGCUCCUGCCGACCGGCACUGUCAUGGCCUUCCAUGCGCUGGCGCCGUCCUUCAGCAACCACGGUGUAUGCGGCACUGCCAGCCGGUACCUUACCCUCACGCUCAUCGGCGAUUGCGCUGCCUCCUGCUUGCUGCUCUCCUUCACCGACAGCCUGGUGGGCCACGACGGCCGGCUCUACUAUGGCAUGGCCACGCCGCGGGGCUUCUACCCGUUCAACUUCGACGGCACAUGCGACGAGCGGAGGCGCAGGUUCGCCAACAUCCCCAGGAUGAAGAUCAAGGCGCUGGACUUCGUGCACGCGCUCAUCUCCGCGGUCCUGUUCGUCGUCGUGGCCCUCGGCAACGCCGGCAUACAGAGCUGCCUGUUGCCGGACAUCAGGCCGGACGCCAGGGAAGUGCUCAUGAACCUUCCGGUGGGACUAGGGUUCCUGUCCAGCAUGGUGUUCAUGAUCUUCCCGACAACAAGGAAGAGCAUCGGGUACACAGACUUGAUGCCUCAUCAACAAGAAGAAGAUGGGAAACGAAGCAAUAAUAAUGCAGUAUAA